Molecule: messenger RNA, 3514 nt
Organism: Strigops habroptila (Kakapo)
Lineage: Eukaryota; Metazoa; Chordata; Aves; Psittaciformes; Psittacidae
Gene: RGS9
Product: regulator of G protein signaling 9
Exons: 19
Coding region: 123-1922 (599 amino acids)
Biological process (GO): G protein-coupled receptor signaling pathway; intracellular signal transduction; regulation of G protein-coupled receptor signaling pathway
Source: RefSeq, a predicted model, not a curated record
UGGCUGCGGCGCGCAGCGUUGGCGCCGCCCCCGGCCGGGCGAGCCGGCGGUGGCGGGUGGCGGGUGCCCGCAGGCAGGUGAACCCGGCCGGGGCCGCCGCUGCCCGGACCCGCUCCGGCACCAUGACCGUCCCCCGGCUGGACCAGGGGCAGCGCCACCGGCCGCGGAUGGCCUUCCUCAAAAAGAUCGAAGCGCUUAUGAUGGAGAUGCAGAAUCCAGACACGGGCAUCAAGACACAGACACAGAGAGUGAUGAUCACCAACAUCCCACAUGCUGUGGCAGGUAAUGACAUAUUGCAGUGGAUUCUCCAGCGCUUGCAGAUCCCGCAGGAAGAGGCGCUGCACCUCGGGGACCUGUUUGUCAAAUACGGAUACAUCUACCCUCUUCAGGAGCCAAAGAACCUCACCCUUAAGACAGAUGGCAGCCUCUACAGGUUUCAGACCCCCUAUUUCUGGCCCGCGCAGAAGUGGCCUGCUGAUGACACAGACUAUGCAAUUUACCUAGCAAAGAAGAACAUCAAGAGGAAAGGCGUUUUGGAAGAAUAUGAAAAGGAACAUUACAACAUGCUCAAUCAGAAAAUAAACUACAAGUGGGAUUUUGUCAUCAUGCAGGCCAAAGAGCAGUAUAAGGCAGGGAAGGAGCGGAAGAAGGCAGACAGAUACGCCCUGGACUGCCAGGAGAGAGCCUACUGGCUUGUGAACCGAACUCCUCCCGGCACGCUGGACGUCCUGGAGUACGGAUUAGACCGUGUGACAGAUCCCAACGAAAACAAGAAAAAAACUCUGGAUGUCUAUAGGAGAGAGAUCAUGUACUAUCAGCAGUCCAUUAUGAAGACCAGAGUGAAAUCUUCCGUCUCUCUUGGAGGGCUUGUGAAGUACUCGGAGCAGUUCCUCUCCAAUGAUCCCAUCCUGUCCGGAUGUCUCCCCAGCAACCCCUGGCUAACAGACGACCCCGAGUUCUGGGAUCUCAAUGCAAAGCUAGUGGAAAUCCCCACCAGGAUGCGUGUGGAGCGAUGGGCCUUCAACUUCAGUGAGCUGAUACAAGACCCCAAAGGUCGGCAGAACUUCCAGCUCUUCCUGAAGAAGGAAUUCAGCGGAGAGAAUCUGAGUUUCUGGGAAGCCUGCGAGGAUCUCAAGUACGGAGACCAAGCCAAGGUCAAAGAGAAAGCAGAAGAGAUUUACAAGCUCUUCCUGGCUCCAGGAGCAAGGCGCUGGAUUAACAUUGACGGCACAACAAUGGGCAUCACGGUCAAAGGCCUCAAGCACCCUCAUCGUUAUGUUUUAGAUGCUGCUCAGACCCACAUUUACAUGCUGAUGAAAAAGGACUCCUAUGGCCGCUAUUUAAAGUCUCCAGUAUACAAGGAAAUGCUGGCCAAGGCUGUUGUGCCACAACAGACUGUCAAAAAAAGCUCCCCUUUCCUGUUCGGCCGCCGCACGCUCCGCUCCAGCCCCAGCCCCAUCAUCCUGAGGCAGCAGGAGGAAGAGGCCAAAGCCAGAGAAGCCGCCACGACCGUGGACAUCACGCAGCCAUGGCACCGUGCCUCCCCAGCCCCUCACCAGCCUGUCUACACCGGCACCAGCGCCCCACCAUCCCCAGCCAGCCAGCCCCAUGGCACCGCCUGCCCCUCGCCCAUCACUGUGGCCUUGGGCAGCACUGAGGGGGCCGGCCCCAGCCCCGGCCCCUUCCCCUCCGGCGCUGGGAGGCCCCGCACGGCAGCCAUGUCCUUGGGCCGGUUCCUGAGGCGCGGCUGCUGGAGCUCGCCCGUCUUCACCACAAUGUCACCCAAGUGCUCGGUCGUGUCCCACGGGAAGGUGCAGCCGCUGGGCGGGCGGGAGCGGCGGCUGCGGGCGGACACCAGGGCUGUGAGCAGUGCCCUGCGCGUGAUGAGUCUUUACUUCACAACACAGCUUCUUCCAGAUUAAAACGGAUGCUCCUUUAGAGAGCCAAAUCCACCCCAUAGACUCCGAGGAGGGAGAGAACAACCACCCCCGGGCUCGGAAGGGCUCUGUGAAGGAGGUGAUCUGCCCUUGGGAGAGCCCCAUGGAAGAGGGGAGAGCCGGGUAACACACAGCCCAGACACCACAAGGUUUGCCACCUAUGGCUCAGUAUAUGGGCCAUGCCGAUGAAGAAGUGCGUUAGAGCCAUCCUUCAGCAUCAAGGAAGCUCAGACUACCACAGCUAUGAAUAAUGGACCCUAGUGCACUCAUCUGUUUGUAACUCAAGAAUGUGAAGCAUUUCUGGACUGGUUUUCUUUCCUAUCUUUGCUAUAUUCAGAUCUAUUCAUUACAAACCUCUUGAUAAAUGAACCUCAUUUCUUGCCUUAUAGCAGAUGGAGAAUGUAUGUGUAUAUAUAUAUCCUGAGAAAUGGUGUCUUAUCUGAAUUACUUGCUUGGCCAUGAGGUGUCAGCACACUGUACACAGCACAGCUGGAGCAGAGCUCGCAGGCAUUCUUCAGAGGAGGACUUAGACUUCAGUGCCAAGAUUGGGGCAUGUUUGUGUGCCCAGCUUGGGUCCACCUCUUAUUAUUAAUAAUGCUUUUUUAAUGUCAAAGCAAGUUCAUUCAGAGGCAGCUGAUUGCUGGAGAAAAUGCAGUAAAAGCAGCUGCGUACUGAAUGGCAUUCCUUAAUCCAAACCAAAAAUGAUCCCAAAGAGCAAGCAGUGCAGGAGGAGGGCAAAGGCUCCAGAGCGCUUCUGCAUUAGCUCCAGCCCUUCUGUGGCCUCUCAGUGCCAGGAUGGGUUUGGAACCAUGACUUGAACACCUGGGAAGAUCCAGACCAAAUCCAUGUUGGUGUUUUGGGUCUCUCCAAUGCAGGCUGAUGCAUUGCCAGUCUUUACCUGUGUUGUUAUCAGGAGUGUUAGACUGGUGCUUUCCUUAUGUCGUGUCAGUGUUUGAAGAUGGGGUUUUGUUCAAGCGUGGAGGGGUUUCCUGUGUGUGAUAUGGGUCGUUAUUCUGUAGAUUCACGUGGCCUGUGGAUUUAUGUGUCUUCUGGUGUUGCUGUUUUGUACUUUCUAAUUGUAAGUGGAGCUUUGCCUGUGUGGCUGAUGUGGUUCAUCACGCUGACUUCGGCUGCGGCAUUUAAAGACUCUCCUCACACAUGGUGAGUGGUCCCUAUUUCCCCCAGGUUUGGGAUGACAUUUCUAAUCACAGGGCAGUUUCUGUUUCCAAAGACUCUUUCCCAGGGGAGCAGAAGGAUACAGCACCCCAAAGCAAAGGAUGACAACUGCCCAUGAUGCUUCUCUUGUCCGAAUGUGUGUUUGCUUUUACUGGCUUUGCUUGGUUGGAAGGAUCUGGUUCUGCUCUGGCAGUCACUAGUGGUGGCCACCUAUUGCUGAGGAGAGACAUAUGUGGUGUCUUCUGUGAUUGUUUCUGUUAAUAUUGUUACUCAGCUGCUCCUGACAGGAUACUGGUGAUGUAUAAUCCAGGAAACAUGACAGGAAAACUUUGUGAUGUGUAAGAGUUAAUAAUAUUAUAUUUAAUAUUAUGUACAUAUUAUAAGAGCUAUCCUACUAUUAA